UGCAACAAUACAAACAGAAUAUACCGACUUGGAAGUCAAUUGCGAGAAGCUAUUCGCUACUUACGACUAUAAUCAAACAAUCACUGUCUACCUGGAUCUCUACUAUCGCUGAUUUCUCCCAAUUAACCCUCGCGCACUCAUCGCACCCGAAUCAUUCACAAUGGAACCAAUGGACUCAACUCUAGACAAAACGACACUCUCCACCAUAUCCCUCCUCGAAGCGCGCCUCCUCCGCAUCGAACAUGUUCUAUACGGCCACACAGCCCAACAACCCAAAGUAUCAGCAAUCCGAAGUAUGCAAGAGCUCGAGCACCGCUUCAGCGUCCUCCUCCAACGAAUGCGCGUAUACGCCGAACUCCUCAAGCUCUAUAAAUCCCAACCAACCCUCUUCCAACCCCCACCCCCCUCCAUCCCGCCCUCCUCCCUCUCCACCGACGCUCUCCGUGCCAUUGUCCUCAGCGCCGCGGCUUCGUACCCAGCCACCGCAUCGGCACUAACAUCCAUCUCCGACACGCCGAUCCCGGACCCGGCGCACACGGCACUGCUCGCGGCGCUGCUGCCUCGUAUGCGCGGAGUGGAGGCCACGCAGGCCGCGCAGGAGGUGGAGAUCGCGGAGCUGAGGGCUAGGAGCGAGGCUGUGGUAAGAAAGUGGUAUGAGGGCGAUGUGCUUAGGUAUGCGGAGUUUGUUGCUACUGUGGAGGGGAGAGUGGAGAGGGCGGAACGGGGGGUUAGGAGGGUUGAGAGGGUUAGGGGGGAGGUUUGAGGAUGGGAUGGGGGAGUUUGGUGUUCGGUCUACGGCGGUAUAAUCAUUUGUCUGUGACGAUGCUGCAUAGUGUCGUUCUAGACUGCGGAUUUGUCGGGCUUGGGAUACAAGCUCACAAAAUCGGCUUAUGUUUCAAGAGUCUACGAAUAAUCACGAUGAUAUCAACUUGGUAGGGUGGAUUUUGGAGAUAUGCUCCCCGCCUUCGCUGUUGACAAUCGCCGGAUGAAAAUCUCCGGGUCAGAUAGGUUGGGACCAACCACCUGGGUCACUUGCCACAAGCAUAUUUACCAACUCGGAGAUGGUGCCACGAGAUUCGAGUGGAUUUGUUGAGGAUUCACGACAUAGCUCCGCUCAUCUCAUAGGAGAUGCACAUGUUAGGGAUCAUGGAUUAACGAAUCACGAUUUCGGUAGUUGAGCCCAUGUUUAGAUUACAUAUCACCUUAAUAUCAUGUGGUUUCCAAGCCGAUGAAUACAAACACGUUCCGAAUUCCGACUUGAUAGCUCGAGACCACGUGAACAAGGGACAUGGUAGUCAGAAAUGGCAAUUAGCUCGGCCUUGAACUGGUAUGGGUUCCUUGGCGAGAGAACAAACAGCUGGC
Messenger RNA from Annulohypoxylon maeteangense, 1362 nucleotides. RefSeq lists its product as uncharacterized. The transcript has 2 exons. Gene Ontology annotation, biological process: cytoskeleton-dependent cytokinesis. Gene Ontology annotation, cellular component: dynactin complex. The record is from RefSeq and is a predicted model, not a curated record. The coding region runs from base 161 to 763 and encodes 200 amino acids. NCBI's taxonomy places the organism in Eukaryota, Fungi, Ascomycota, Sordariomycetes, Xylariales, Hypoxylaceae.